AUAUUAAGUGGAUAUUCUUUGAAAAUUCUUACCUUCUGGCCUGAUGUAAUAUAUGGUGUUACGUAGUGUGAAUCUAACACAGCCAUUAAUCAUGACAGUAAUUCUUACUUUAGGUUUUACUGUCCUCUUACCUUUGAGAAAUCCAGAAGUUAACAAAAAUUGGAGAGCAUGGACCAGGCACGCUUGGAGAACAAUUCAGUGUUUACAUGCUGCCUCUGUCACUGGUUGGUAAUUUGUCACAUGAGUAUUGGAUAUGAAUUUGUGACAGACUUGUGUGAAUAUUCCUCGGCUUUCCCUCCCCCCCCCCAUAUACACAGCACUGUCAUCACUGGAUCUUAAGCUUAACCUUCUAGUUGAGUCUAGACUUCAUGUCUCCAUAUUGAAGUGUUCUGUUACUUCCCUACACAUUGGGUCUUCCUGAUAAUAAAAUCACUUCAGUACAGAAUGUAACAUAAUAUGAGUUUAUCUUUGCUCUUGCUUAGGAAUGUAGAAACUAGGAAAACUUGGUUACAAUAGUUUCAUCACAGUCUUUCACCAUAAAAUAGUUUUUAUCAUGUGUACCUCAAAAGAGUGUUGUGGAGUCAGUGACCUAUAUUUAUAUUUGUCUUAAAUUUUUAUUGUGGGCUUAGGUGAGUAAUUGUCGCAGUGGACAAGAGAGGUAGUAUCUAAUAUCUUGAUCCUUUGUUCUCUUAAAAUUCUUGACAGGUAAGACAUUCUAUCUAGUAGGAGGUGAGAACCACGAAUUCUGCUAAUUUCAAAUCUUCAUAUGAGAUUGCAUGAUCUGGACAGCAAAAAACGUCCCUGAACUGAAGUGCAGCCAAAAGAAUGAUGAUGUAACUAAGAAGGCAAUUUAAUUUCUUCAAAUGUGCUGCAUCAAACUCUACUGCUCAGAAGUAGGACAUAACAAAAUAGUAAAGAAUCACUGCUGGAGUUUCAAAAAUGACUAAAAAUCAUUGAGGCCAGGAUCUGUUUCAUAUUUAUUAGUAUAGAAAUACAUUGCUGUAAAAGAUUCAAACAAUGCAGAAAUUUACAGACUAAAAACUAUAAAGGUCCUUCAGUCUCCUACCUAGACAAAUGAAAUCCAGUUUAUCAGUUUAUUCUUUUAUGGAUUUUGCUUUUGGUGUCAUAUCUAAGAAAUCUUGACCUAACCUAAGGCAGUGGAAAAGGAAAUGGCUGUUCCUAAUCACCUCUGCAUUCGCCGCUGGACUACCAAGCAUGUAGCUGUUUGGCUGAAGGAUGAAGGCUUUUUUGAAUAUGUGGACAUUUUAUGUAAUAAGCACCGACUUGAUGGAAUCACAUUGCUAACAUUGACUGAAUAUGAUCUCCGGUCUCCUCCUCUGGAAAUCAAAAUCUUAGGGGACAUUAAAAGGUUAAUGCUCUCAGUCCGAAAAUUGCAGAAAAUACAUAUUGAUGUUUUAGAAGAAAUGGGAUACAACAGUGACAGUCCCAUGGGUUCCAUGACACCUUUCAUCAGUGCUCUUCACAGCGCAGAGUGGCUCUGUAAUGGAGAGCCUUCACAUGACUGUGAUGGACCGAUCACUGAUUUGAAUUCUGAUCAGUACCAGUACAUGAAUGGUAAAAACAAACAUUCUAUUCGAAGAUUGGACCCAGAGUAUUGGAAGACCAUAUUGAGUUGUAUAUAUGUUUUUAUAGUAUUUGGGUUUACAUCUUUCAUUAUGGUUAUAGUCCACGAGCGAGUGCCUGAUAUGCAGACCUAUCCACCACUCCCAGAUAUAUUCUUAGACAGUGUUCCUAGAAUCCCAUGGGCCUUUGCCAUGACAGAAGUAUGUGGCAUGAUUUUGUGCUAUAUUUGGCUCCUGGUUCUUCUUCUCCACAAACACAGGUCAAUACUUCUUCGAAGGCUCUGUAGUCUGAUGGGUACUGUGUUCUUGCUUCGCUGCUUUACCAUGUUUGUGACCUCCCUCUCCGUGCCAGGACAGCACCUGCAGUGUACUGGAAAGGUAUAUGGCAGUGUAUGGGAGAAACUGCGCCGGGCCUUUGCCAUUUGGAGUGGCUUUGGUAUGACCCUAACUGGUGUUCACACUUGCGGAGAUUACAUGUUCAGUGGUCACACAGUCGUCCUAACUAUGCUGAAUUUCUUUGUCACUGAAUAUACACCAAGAAGCUGGAAUUUCUUGCACACUUUAUCCUGGGUUCUCAACCUCUUUGGAAUCUUCUUCAUUUUGGCUGCCCAUGAACAUUAUUCCAUUGAUGUGUUUAUUGCCUUUUAUAUCACGACAAGACUCUUUUUGUACUACCAUACUCUAGCCAAUACCAGAGCAUAUCAGCAGAGUAGGAGAGCAAGAAUUUGGUUUCCCAUGUUUUCUUUUUUUGAAUGCAAUGUUAAUGGUACAGUACCUAAUGAAUAUUGUUGGCCAUUUUCAAAACCAGCAAUAAUGAAAAGAUUAAUUGGAUAAAGACUACCUUUGUAAUGGGUUCUUGAUUAAAUAUAUAGUAGUUGUCGAAAGUGAGUAACUUUGCUUUCUCCCCCUAGGUUGUUCCUGGAUGCCUUGCUUUUGGGCUUAUAUGUUGACAAAGUAAAGUUCAUAUUCUGAGCAAGGCUAUGAUUAUAGAAAUCAAGAAAGAACAAUCAAGAGUCCUUACAUAUCUGUUUGAAUAGGAAGCUUAAGUUUAAGUAGAUGUUUCCUGACCCUUCUUUUUCAACAAACUUAAUGUUGUGAUUGAAGUCAGAUUGUUACCUUUACCUGUUGAGUACUGGCUUGUUGAACUUAAGCAAUUUGCUGGUUGAAAGUGGUUCUGUUUGUUUGUUUGUUUGUUUGUUUGUAAUUUCAUUAGGACUCUAGUCAAGAAAUAAUUUUUUUUAAGCUCCUUAAUAUCUUCAAGGGAAAAACCCCUACCAAGUGAGCAGUAUUUGUUCUUUGAACUGAUCUCUGUAUUCUUGAAAAUUGCAACUCUAGAAAGUAAUCUGUAUUACUAACAAAUAAUUUUUGCCUCCUGAACCAUCUUUAAGAAAAGUAUCCUGAACAUACUAGGAUGCCUGAAACCAGAAGAAAAUGAAAGGGGCUAUCCACGAAGUAACUGACUACAAAUAUGGUACUGGCAUUUUUCACCAAAGAUAAAACACAAGAUGCAGUUCCUAUUUUGUUCUGAGGGCUCAGUAUGACCAUCAGUCAGUAUUUUUGAGGGAAAAGUGGCUGCAUCCAUAAAAAUCAAAUUGGCUUAAUUUUAGUGAGGUAGGUACCUGGAACAACUUUGUGCUGUAGUUGUUAGUUAGACUUAUGACAACCCAAUUUUAUGAUAUUUAAUGAUGUUAUUUAAUGAGUAAAAUAGUGGAGUGUUUUACCAAAUGUUAGAUAAAGUUCUGAUGUCUUUAAGUAGGGAGGUUUGCAUGCAAAGAAUAUUUUUUCUAUUUCUGAAAAGAAACGAUAACAGGUUGCAGGCAUUAUACAAUUAUUUGGUUUAAUAUUUGUCAUUCUUGGCCAUCAGAAGUAAACAGUCUCAAAUAUAUUUGGAUAUAAAAAGGUUUUGUUGUUUUUCAUUUUUAAAUACAAUUGUGUACAUACAUUCUUUCUAUUUUGUCUUAAUUUGGCAGUCAGGAAGUGAUAUAACUUAGUUACUGUUUACACUAGAAAUUUAGUACCGUAAGUAAUCUGACCCCUGUGAUAACAUUUGUCACUUUGCUUUUAAUGAUUUUAAUAGUUAUGACAGUAGAAUGGUUAUGGAAUUGGAAUUUGAGCCCCAACUGAUUGAGCUUAGCCACUUGGAAAACUAAGUGUGUAGUUUUUACAUUCCAUUUUAAAACAAGGAGUUAGAAAAAGUGCUGACAUACUGAGGUCUAAAAUUAGGCCACUUAGCUGAAAUCUGCUUGUCAUGUGGGUGAAAUAUUUUGUUUUUGCAUUUUGAGUCCUAUUCCCACCCUUGUAUAAGGUACAGAGGAGCUUGAAGGGAGUGAGCAGGAAAGGAAUAUUACGCAAACAAGUUUCAGCCAGUGCUGAAUUACCCCAAUUUGAGUCUACUCUGAACAUUAUAUCUUAUUUCUCACCUGAGAAAUGACACAAGGCAAUUCAAAUUUUAUUAUGAUUUUAAAACUCACACUUUAGAAUCUUAUAUCUUAAAUUGUUGAUUGUUUUACCUGCUAGGGACAAAAAUGCCAACAUUUCAUGUAAGGAAACUGCAUAAUCAUGAAAGGUGAAGGAUGUUUCCUAUGGCUCUUGAGGUCAAAUUAUGUGUAACUAGCAUUCUUUCCAACUGACAGAGCAAGACAGUAUUUUAGCUAGGGAGGGACUUAAUGUUAGCUUUUGGAAAAAUGUUUGAAGAAAAUCUGUGGCAACAUUAAUUCAAGAAUGUUAGAUAGCUACUUAAUGAUAAAUUUCCUAACGUCAGUCUUCUUUCCUUUAUAUGGAUUCUAUUCUAGAACAAAAUAGAAAAAAAAAAUUGUAACUAACUUUGCAGAGUGCCUAACAGCAGACUGCAAUGAGGAUUGUAAAAUAAGUUUUCAACCUUGCAUUUAUCGUAUCUGAUUUGAGGAAAAGGUAAGCCAAAUUUAUAAUUUAUAACUAAUACAAGGCAGUGUUUACAUAAAUUCAUCAUCUCCAAGUCUCUUUCUUGGAAAACUUGGACACAAAAUUCUUUUCCAUUUCUUUUUUUAAUAUGAAACCUAUAUUACAGUUGUGUUUUGUUUUGUUUUGUCCAGAAACUCUCCAGAUUUUGUCUUUGUAUUUUUUUUCUUGUUAAAAUCUAAACCAUUGGAAAGGUGGUAUUUAUAUUCACAUUUUGGGUAUGAAUGUGGCUAGGUGGAGAAGCUACAUGCCUUAGAUCUAUAUAUUUUUUUGCCCUGUCUUCAGUUGCACGCUUGUGAAAGCUUAUAAAAUACUGAAAGUUCAGUAUAGAAGGAACCAAGAAGGUUUUGGUUUGGGGAAUGCAAACUGGAGGUUAUAUUGAAAGUCCUCAAUGCAUUUCUCUAUGUUCCUGAGGACAGUGUAGCCUUUUUUGUCUUUUUUUCUUUUUUUAAGUCCAUGCAGGACAUUGUUAACUGAAGGGUAAUUGAAGUUAGUAGAGAGUAGGAGAUUUUGAAGAAGGCACAUUUAUUGUUAUUACUGAAUAAUUUGGGAGAAACCUUUUUUGGCUUUGCUGCAAAAUUCUCAAAUGCCUAUCCUUUCCAUAACUCUCUGUGGUCAGAAUUGCUGGGGUAAAAAUACAACUUCCAUAUCUGAUUAAGUAUUUUUUUCGUAAUCAGAAAGCAAUGAAGGUGAUCUUAGAACCAGUCAGCUGAAGAAAUGUGGACUGUUCACAACAAAACAUCUGUUGACUAAAAGACCUGCUGAUUGUGUAAUGAUUUACACACACCACAAGUGGCUCUUUCUUACCCUGUACCUGCCUGAGUGUUGUUACUUAGAAUUUCAAAAAUCUUACAAUUUGUAAAUGGAGAACUGAGGAACCAAAUCCUCUUAUAGCUUAUAUGAAAGUCUGUUUUAGAGACAUCUGUUUGGAAAGUGUUAUUUAUAUUUCAAAGUCAUAUUCAUAACACUAACCUGCUUUCAGUGUAUUCAGCAAAAGGCAAUUUCAUCAUUAGUUUUAUAGUAAACAUUUUUUAAGGAUUCUUGUUCUAAAAUGCUUGAGAACGUUAACCAUAUUCUUGUUUUAAACUCUGUGAUCUAAUAAAUUUACUUCUUUGAUAGUCUUUGUAGACCUAAGUUAUCCCUUAAAAAAAGUAAUUAUAGUAAUAGUCAUGUGUCAGUUCUUUAAGGUAUUCAGGCAUUUGAGACAAGAAAGUUCUCUUUUAGAAUAGUCCAAUAGCUUUCUUAAGCAGGAUUGGUUUCAUUUAGAUAGUUUCAAAGCCAACAAAGCAUGUCAGUUUUAAUGCCAUCUUUACUUGGUGGUUAAGAUGGUGUGCACUUGUAAAAGUGUAGCCUGAAUUACCCCCUUACCUUUGUAGAGGUGACUUGUUAGUAACAUCAAAAGUCAGACUGCUUCACAUGACAAGUGAGAAAGGAAAGAGGUUGAGGAUUUUUCCCUCUCUGUGUUUGAGAAGCUCUGAAUGACUGAAAUUACGAUGAAAGUAGGUUUUGGUCUCCCCUCUCACCUACCCCUCACACCCAGUGAAUGCCACCAAUUUCAAGUAACUUAAAUGUGGCCUAUUAUUUUGCAUCAAGUUCAAUAAGAAUAUCUAUGAAAUCUAUAAGCCAUAAUUCAGCUACUGGUAAGGUUGGUUUUUAGAAUAUGUUCUACCCUAAAUUAGCCAAUGGACUUUUUAUUCAGUGUACUCCAUGUUUAAGCAUAAGGAUGCUUUGUGCCUGAUGUGGAGGGAGAAGGAAUACUAUGAUAAUUUUGUUGUUAUUUCAGGUCUGUUUCAGUAUAAACUACUGGCUUAUUAGUUAGUCAUCUUAAAAAUGCUUUAUUUUAAUAAUUUUUUUUGAGAGAAUCUAUGGAUUAUUAGGACAAUUGAAGUAUUCCUGAUAUGGAACAAAGGAAGUGGAAACUGGUACUGAGCGGGGGAAGCAAAAUUAGUUUGCUAAACUAAAGUGGGCAUGUUUUGUUUUAAGAACACUACCUAAAUGUCACUCUGUCCACAGAGGAAACUAGUAUUACUUGAAGAUGUGAACGUUCCUGUGGUAGCCAUACCUUGAAGCACAGUAUUGUAUAUAAGUAAAUAUCUUGAUUCUAAAUUAAAUCCAGAUUUAACUAAUAUAUAUUAUUUUAUAUCUUUGUUGUAUUAAAAUGUUUAAAAACACUAAAAAUAAAACAUUUGAAAGUUG
Messenger RNA from Lynx canadensis (Canada lynx), 6716 nucleotides. RefSeq names its product sterile alpha motif domain containing 8 (gene SAMD8). The transcript is spliced from 9 exons. The record is from RefSeq and is a predicted model, not a curated record. Gene Ontology annotation, biological process: ceramide biosynthetic process. Gene Ontology annotation, molecular function: protein binding; sphingomyelin synthase activity; ceramide cholinephosphotransferase activity. The coding region runs from base 1170 to 2417 and encodes 415 amino acids. NCBI's taxonomy places the organism in Eukaryota, Metazoa, Chordata, Mammalia, Carnivora, Felidae. Gene Ontology annotation, cellular component: endoplasmic reticulum membrane; Golgi membrane.